UAUAAUAUAUUUGAUUUUAAACAAGUCAGAAUCGCCAAAAGAUGAUUGACCAGGUCACUGGAAUGGGGGUUUUGCCCUUUGCAGUCCAGCUCAAAUCUCUUCUAGACCAGACUAGAUAUCAGCCCAAACACUGUGGACUCUGCGUCAUUGAGUCUGCUCAGGAUAAUGGUCUGCGAAUGACCGUCAAGCUGAGAGACUAUCAAGUGAGAGAGCUUCUCUCCUUGACUCGAUUCUUUGGCUUCUGUGCGGAGACGUUUUCCUUUGUUGUGAAUCUCCUAGAUCGAUUCCUGGCUGUGAUGAAGAUUCAGCCCAGGCAUCUGUCCUGUGUUGGUCUGUGCUGCUUCUACAUCACUGUGAAGACUUCAGAAGAGAAGAACGUUCCUCUGGCCAGUGACCUCAUCAGGAUCAGCCAGAAUCGUUUCACGGUUCAUGACAUGAUGAGGAUGGAGAAGAUCAUUUUGGAAAAGCUCAACUGGAUGGUUAAGGCUCCGGCUGCUCUUCACUUCCUCAGAUUCUUUCACUCUCAUAUUCAAGAGAAGGUGGACACUGAAAGUAAGAGGACUCUGAACAUCGAGAGGUUUGAGGCUCAGUUAAAGGUGUGCCAUUGCUCAUUUACUUUAACUAAACUAAAGCCUUCCCUGCUUGCUUUGUCUCUUCUGGCCCUGGAGAUUGAGGAUCAGCACGAGUAUGAGCCAGUUCCAGCUCUGAAAGAGGCUCUAGAUUGUAUACAGCAGAGUUUGAAUGUUAAAGCUGGAGACCUGGUUUGUGUGAGGGUGCUUGUUGCCAAGUGCCUGGUUGAAUAUUCCAGCACCAAGUGCCAGAAGCCAAAUGGCCAGAGACUGCGGUGGAUGAUUUCUGGUAGAACUGCAAGACAACUCAAGCACAGUUACUAUAAGACCGCCCAUCUACCCACAAUUCCUGAAUAUGCUUGUUAAGACUAUUAGUGUUGAGUGCCCAUAACUGAACAACAUUCAGU
This is a messenger RNA of Danio aesculapii, 976 nucleotides long. RefSeq names its product cyclin-G1-like. Gene Ontology annotation, molecular function: cyclin-dependent protein serine/threonine kinase regulator activity. NCBI's taxonomy places the organism in Eukaryota, Metazoa, Chordata, Actinopteri, Cypriniformes, Danionidae. Gene Ontology annotation, cellular component: cytoplasm; cyclin-dependent protein kinase holoenzyme complex; nucleus. The coding region runs from base 42 to 935 and encodes 297 amino acids. Gene Ontology annotation, biological process: mitotic cell cycle phase transition; regulation of cyclin-dependent protein serine/threonine kinase activity. The transcript has a single exon. The record is from RefSeq and is a predicted model, not a curated record.